Acomys russatus (golden spiny mouse) is the source of this 2999-nucleotide messenger RNA. RefSeq names its product SOGA family member 3 (gene Mtcl3). The transcript is spliced from 6 exons. Lineage: Eukaryota; Metazoa; Chordata; Mammalia; Rodentia; Muridae. Gene Ontology annotation, biological process: regulation of autophagy. Bases 125 to 2962 code for a protein of 945 amino acids. The record is from RefSeq and is a predicted model, not a curated record.
CUGUAUAUUUCUCUUCUCUUAUUUCCGUCCCAGCUUAGAAAGGAAGGUUGGUGGCAGAAAGAAGAGGAUUGAUCUAGAGAUGGACGAUUCCAAGUCGCAUCAGGCAGGUUCUUCCUAGACUGCCAUGAGUCAGCCACCGUCUGGGGGCGCUGCCCCAGCCGCAACCUCAGCUUCUGCUGCCGCCGCAGCCACGGAGGCUCGACUGCACCCGGAGGGCAGCAGCAGAAAGCAGCAGCGAGCUCAAUCACCAGCUAGGCCUAGGGACAAUUCUCUCCGACAGACCUCCGGGGCCACGCGGUCCCCGCUUGGGGUCGGCCCUAAAGUCAAUUCCGUUCGGCAGCAGCAGCUGCAGCAGCAACAACAGCAGGGUAACAAGAUAACGGGUCGGGGCCCCUCUGGGGCGGGCUCUAGAGGAUGCGGAGGCGGGGCGGAGAAGGCGGCGUCCUCGGUACCCAAAGGGGCUGCUCCAGGAGCUGUCCAGCCGGCGCCUGGUGCUGAAGGGUCCCCCGCGGCGAUCCUAGCGACUGUGAGCUGCAGGAGGCCCGGACCGCCAGAGGAGCAAUCCCGGGAGAUAGAAUCGGGGCCCUCGAAAGUCGGGGAACCCCCUCCACUCGGGGGAGGAGGAGGUGGGGGCGGGGAAGGAGGAGGAGCCAGCGGCGCCCCGGGGGACCGGGAGGGGGGCGCUCCGCAGCCGCCGCCGCCCAGGGGUUGGCGAGGAAAAGGCGUCCGCGCAUCGCAGAAGGGUAACAGCGGCGGGGAGGGGGUCUCCCCUUCACCACCCACCGCUGCUACAAGCAGAGCCCCCGGCCCGGGCAGCAGAAACUCUGGAAGCGGCGUCACAGGGGGCGGUAGCGGCGGUGGCGGGAGCUACUGGAAGGAGGGAUGUCUGCAGUCUGAGCUCAUCCAGUUCCAUCUCAAGAAGGAGCGGGCGGCAGCGGCGGCAGCCGCGGCUCAGAUGCACACUAAGAACGGUGGCGGCGGCAGCCGCAGCUCCCCGGUCGCCGGCUCCCCUGCCAUCUGUGAACCCCUUGUGGUCCCCUCCUCUUCCCCAAUGGCGGCCGCCGCCGAAGGCCCCCAGCAGAGCACCGAGGGCAGCGGCAGCGGCGGGGCCAUGCAGGCGGCCGCUCCACCUUCGUCGCAGCCGCACCCGCAGCAGCUCCAGGAGCAGGAGGAUAUGCAGGAGGAGAUGGAGAAGCUGCGGGAAGAGAACGAGACUCUCAAGAACGAGAUAGAUGAGCUGAGGACCGAGAUGGACGAGAUGAGGGAUACUUUCUUCGAGGAGGACGCCUGUCAACUGCAGGAAAUGCGCCACGAGUUGGAGAGAGCCAACAAAAACUGCCGGAUUCUGCAGUACCGCCUCCGCAAAGCCGAGCGCAAAAGGCUCCGCUACGCACAGACCGGGGAAAUUGAUGGCGAGCUGUUGCGCAGCCUGGAGCAGGAUCUCAAGGUUGCAAAGGAUGUGUCUGUGAGACUUCAUCACGAACUGGAAAACGUGGAAGAAAAACGAACAACCACAGAAGAUGAAAAUGAGAAACUGAGGCAGCAACUUAUUGAAGUUGAAAUUGCAAAGCAAGCCUUACAGAAUGAACUGGAGAAAAUGAAGGAGUUAUCCUUAAAGAGAAGAGGAAGUAAAGAUUUGCCAAAGUCUGAGAAAAAGGCUCAGCAGACGCCCACAGAGGACAAUGAGGACCUCAAGUGCCAGUUGCAGUUCGUUAAAGAAGAAGCUGCCCUGAUGAGAAAGAAAAUGGCCAAGAUUGAUAAAGAAAAGGACAGAUUUGAGCACGAACUCCAAAAGUACAGAUCCUUCUACGGCGAUCUGGACAGUCCUCUACCCAAAGGAGAAGCAGGGGGACCUCCCAGCACCAGGGAGGCGGAGCUCAAGCUGCGGCUGCGGCUGGUGGAGGAAGAGGCCAACAUCCUGGGCAGGAAAAUCGUGGAACUGGAGGUGGAGAACCGAGGCCUGAAGGCGGAACUGGACGACCUGCGUGGAGACGACUUCAAUGGCUCCACCAACCCCCUCAUGAGGGAACAGAGCGAAUCCCUGUCGGAGCUGCGGCAGCACCUGCAGCUGGUGGAAGACGAGACGGAGCUGCUGCGGAGGAACGUGGCAGACCUGGAGGAGCAGAACAAACGCAUCACGGCUGAACUCAACAAAUACAAGUACAAGUCCAGCGGCCACGACAGCUCGCGGCACCACGACAGCGCUAAGACAGAGGCCCUGCAGGAGGAGCUGAAGGCGGCGCGCCUGCAGAUCAAUGAGCUGAGCGGCAAGGUCAUGCAGCUGCAGUACGAGAACCGCGUGCUCAUGUCCAACAUGCAGCGCUACGACCUGGCCUCGCACCUGGGGAUCCGUGGCAGCCCCCGCGACAGUGACGCUGAGAGCGACGCGGGCAAGAAAGAGAGUGACGACGACUCCCGGCCACCGCAUCGUAAGCGCGAAGGGCCUAUAGGUGGCGAGAGCGACUCUGAGGAGGUGCGGAACAUCCGCUCCCUCACACCCACCCGCUCCUUCUACCCCACAACUGGGCCCUGGCCCAAGAGCUUCUCAGAUCGGCAGCAGAUGAAGGACAUCCGCUCCGAGGCGGAGCGCCUGGGAAAGACCAUCGACAGGCUCAUCGCAGACACGAGCACCAUCAUCACUGAGGCGCGCAUCUACGUGGCCAACGGGGACCUGUUCGGACUGAUGGACGAGGACGACGACGGCAGCCGCAUCCGGGAGCACGAGCUGCUCUACCGCAUCAACGCGCAGAUGAAGGCUUUUCGCAAGGAGCUACAGACCUUCAUCGACCGCCUGGAGGUACCCAAGUCUGCAGAUGACCACGGCGCCGAGGAGCCCAUAUCCGUGAGUCAGAUGUUCCAGCCUAUCAUUUUACUUAUUCUCAUCCUUGUAUUAUUUUCAUCACUUUCGUACACAACAAUAUUUAAGCUUGUCUUCCUUUUUACACUGUUUUUUGUACUGUAAGUCUCUCAUCAUUUACCAUUCAUUGUAGUGUUUUCAG